UGUAAUGGCUGGUAUUGCGACUCUUUCACUCCGACUCACCCAAACACGCCUAAGAUGUGGACUGAGAAUUGGACUGGUUGGUUCAAAAAUUGGGGUGGAAAGCAUCCUCACAGAACUGCUGAAGAUGUUGCUUUUUCCGUUGCUCGUUUCUUCCAACGUGGUGGAACUUUUCAGAAUUACUACAUGUACCAUGGUGGUACCAACUUUGGCCGAAGUGCUGGUGGUCCUUAUAUUUCAACUACAUAUGAUUAUGAUGCUCCCCUAGAUGAGUUCGGAAACUUGAACCAACCUAAAUGGGGUCACCUGAAAGAGCUUCACCAAGUUCUUAAAUCAAUGCAAAAAACUCUUACUUAUGGAGAUAUUACCGACACUGAUUUCAACAACUCUGUUUCUGUAACCAAAUACAGCUUCAAUGGAACUUCGAGUUGUUUUUUCAGCAAUGCCAAUGAAACUUCUGAUGCAGAAGUAACUUUUGAAGGAACUAAAUUAGUUGUUCCUGCAUGGUCUGUCAGUGUUCUUUCGGAUUGUAGAAACGAUGAUUAUAAUACCGCUAAGAUAAAUACACAAACAUCUGUGAUGGUAAAGAAGGCAGAUAACGAAGUUGAAGAUGCACAAUCAGGGUUAAACUGGGUAUGGAGGCCCGAGAAUACAAAAGAUACUACUGUUCUUGGCAAAGGAACUUUUUCCGCGAACCGCCUUCUUGAACAGAAAACAGCAUCUAACGAUGUUUCUGAUUACCUGUGGUACAUGACAAGUGUUGAUAUGAACGAGCAAGAUCUUAUGUCCGACAAGGAUGAAAUUCUUUUAAGAGUAAAUACUAGUGGUCAUGUCCUUCAUGCCUUUGUGAACGGUGAGCAUGUAGGGUCUCAAUGGGCUGCUUAUGGAACUUAUAAGUUCAUGUUCGAACAAAAGAUUAGGCUUAACCAUGGCAAGAAUCAAAUAAGUUUGCUUAGUGCAACAGUUGGUUUACAGAAUUAUGGCCCAAAAUUCGAUUCAGUAGACACUGGGUUAGCCGGGGUACAGUUAAUUGCCAAAAACAAUGAUGAGUUAAUCAUCAAGGACUUGUCGGCUAAAGAGUGGAUUUAUAAAGUGGGACUACAUGGUGAAGAUGCAAACCUUCACAGUGUUGAAUCACCUUCGGCUUCUAAGUGGUUGACGAAGGAAAUCCCUUCGAACAAGUUGCUGACUUGGUACAAGACUACAUUCAAGGCUCCGUCGGGAACAGAUGCAGUUGUUGUUGAUCUAAAGGGUAUGGGUAAGGGUCAUGCUUGGGUAAAUGGUAAAAGUAUUGGACGCUUCUGGCCAUCUUUCUUAGCCGCUAAUGAUGGUUGCGAAGAAAUAUGUGAUUAUCGUGGUUCGUAUAGUGACAAAAAGUGUGCUUCUAAGUGCGGUGAACCUUCGCAAAGAUGGUAUCAUGUGCCAAGAUCGUUCCUUCGUGCUGAUUCCAACACAUUGAUAUUGUUUGAAGAAGUUGGUGGAAAUCCUUCAAAAGUGAACUUCCAAACCAUUAAAGUUGGGUCUGUUUGUGCCAAUGCUUACGAGGGAAGAAGUCUAGAGAUAUCUUGCCAUGGUCGCACGAUUUCUGCUAUUUCAUUUGCAAGCUUUGGUAAUCCUCAAGGAAGCUGUGGAUCGUUUGAGAGGGGACCUUGCGAUUCUGAAAGCUUGAUAAGCAUUGUCGAAAAAGCAUGUGUUGGUAAAGAAACAUGUUCAAUUGAUGUGUCCCUGAAGACUUUGGGAUCAAGUGCUUGUGGCGGUAUCAAUAACAAGCUUGCAGUUGAAGCCACUUGCAGAUAGAAGUUUUUUCGAUUUGUCUAGGUUUAUGUUCAUUUACGUUUGAUUAUAAGAAAUCACCUUGAUUUCUUCUAGUUCGUUUUGAUUUCUUAGAGAUUAUUUUAUGCAAUUUCUUUCGUGAGUAUUCU
Messenger RNA from Papaver somniferum (opium poppy), 1919 nucleotides. Its product is annotated as beta-galactosidase 7-like. The record is from RefSeq and is a predicted model, not a curated record. The transcript has 6 exons. Gene Ontology annotation, cellular component: cell wall; vacuole. Gene Ontology annotation, molecular function: beta-galactosidase activity; carbohydrate binding. NCBI's taxonomy places the organism in Eukaryota, Viridiplantae, Streptophyta, Magnoliopsida, Ranunculales, Papaveraceae. The annotation marks the transcript as partial. Gene Ontology annotation, biological process: carbohydrate metabolic process.